Molecule: messenger RNA, 1941 nt
Organism: Engraulis encrasicolus (European anchovy)
Lineage: Eukaryota; Metazoa; Chordata; Actinopteri; Clupeiformes; Engraulidae
Exons: 6
Coding region: 87-818 (243 amino acids)
Biological process (GO): steroid catabolic process
Cellular component (GO): cytosol
Molecular function (GO): estradiol 17-beta-dehydrogenase [NAD(P)+] activity
Source: RefSeq, a predicted model, not a curated record
CCAAGUCACAGAUCCUGUCACAGACCCUGCUCUGGUGCACAAUAAUCGCAUAUAUUUCGGCGGCGCGUUUGUUUUUCUCCAUCACAAUGUCAAACGGAAGCAGAGUUGUGUUGGCUCUUGGCGGCGCGGGCACCGUGGGGUCCGGGAUUGUGAAGGCGCUUUUGGAUAGGGGUUUCAGGGUGGCAGUGAUCUCCCGCGACAGUGCCAGGCUGGAUAAACUGAAGGAUUUUGUGUCUCCAUCCACCAAAGGCAACUUGAUCACCCUGGUGGGGAAUGUCGGCACGGAGGAGGGUGCGGAGGAGGCCAAGGCAGCCCUGCUGAAGCUGGUGGGGAAGGUGACGGACGUGGUGACCUCGCUGGGGUUCAGCUGGUGGCAGGGGGGACCUCCGCACACGCAGACUGUCAAAGAACUGAACUGGGUCAUUGAGACAUUACUUCUCAGCACCUUCUCCUCGUGGAAGGCUUUCUUCCCGCUGGUGAAAGAGGACUCGGACUGCACCUACACCUUCAUCACGGGGGGUGCUGGUGAGAAGGUGCUGAUGCCCGGCACGGGCUUCCUGACGGUGGGGGCUGCGAGCGCCCUCGCGUUCUGCCAGGUGCUGCGGGAGGAAUAUCCUGACGUGUCCUGCAAAAUGAACCAGGUAAAGAUCAACACGGGCGUGGGCACCCCCGAGCGCAUGGCGCCAGGCUUCCUGAGCCACCUGGAGCUGGGCGAGGCGGUGGCCACCCUGAUUGAGAGGCGGGCGGUCUCCCACACCGUCUACCCCGUCAGCUGCCCCGCCGACCUCAAGACAGUCAUUCUGGAGGGCAACCUGUAGGCUGCAGAACCCCCCUCCCAGAACUCCCCCACCCACACCUGGAGAUGCAUGCCACCACCAGCAUUCCAGAACCAGAGAAGAUUCCGAAUUCUACUACAGCAUUCCGAAUUGGCCGUUCACUUGAUACCGAUUCCGAUUCUGUUUCUCUGUGUUGGACCUCCCUGCCCCUUCUUGAACAUACUUCCUGUGUUUAUUAUCGCCAGCUUGGUGUGUGUGUGAUUGAGCGUGUGUAGAUAGAUGCUCAACUGUGUGGCUGGGGUGGUGUGUGUGUGUGGGUGUACUGUACGGUUGUGUGUGUGUGUCUGUGUCUGUUUAUGUGUAUGUGUGUGUCGUCACCUUUUGCAUGUCGGAAAAGAGGAUAUUAAGAGGAUAAGGGCAAAGCUCUGAAAUGACAUCAAUGUCUGAACACAUGUACUGUUUGUAUGGUUGAUUUAUAUUAUAUAGAGUGGACAGAUGGACUGCAUACAGACAAUGCCGUGCUCCCACUAUUGAAAUUGAAUUGGAAUUGCUUCAGAAAUCACGUCCAGGGGCUUUAAAAUGACAAAGGGAAGGUGAAUUACAUCUAAUAUUAUUACAUUGUUGUACUCAUCAUUUAAUUGCAUAGACCUUUUGACUGUGAUAGACACCGAUCUGUUGGAGUCUUUGCGUGUGGGGCUGUCCGUGUGAGUGUGGGUGUGGGUGUGGGUGUGCGUGUGCGUGCGGGUGCGUAUGUUUAUGUGAUGUUGUUUAUUUGUUUGUUUGUUGUAUAAGCAUUUUGUGGGAAGCGGCGGAAUGCUUGCUGGCACUUUCCGGAUCUGUCUGUCUCGCACACUAACACGCUCUCGUCUCCUGCCGCUCCCGCCCACUGGGGUGCAAUUACGCCAUCUAACCGAACCCGUAAAUAAACAUUUAGAAGGGGGGGGGGCAUAGCAAACAAACCCCGCAAACCCUCUAUCAACCCCCCCCCCCCCCCCCCCCCCCAUACCCCCAACAGGUCACCCAAAUGCCCCAGUAGGAUGACAGGAUUUUGUAAAGAAGAGAAUCGCAUUGUCUAGCUACUCCAUUGUUUAUACAGUACGUCCAAGACGAAUUUGCAUAAUGUGCUUUGGCGACACGAAUGUACAUUUGUCAUGCCAAUAAAAGC